AAUUUAUUUUUGCUUCCGAUGCUAAGUAGUUUUGAUGCUUGCGUAAAUUUGUGUCCAAACGAAAGAUAUACCUUACGACCAAAAAGUUAUAUAAUCAGUUUGGACCUUGUUAGAAAAUUAACAAGUUUCAAGUGUUCUGUAUCAUUUAGUGAUAUUACCUCGUUAUAGAAGUGUUUGAUAUAAGUGGCUAUAUUGCUAUAAGCUUAUCAGCAAUGGACUUAUUACGAAGAUAUAGACAUAAAGGCAGGUUAAUGGAAGAUUUGGUACUACUGAAGAUGACGCUAAAGAAGUUCUACAAGAAACACACCAAUAGAUACAAAAUAGUGAAUGAUGAGAAUAGAAAACCUGGAAUUUUGGAACCUUUGGUACAAGAAAAACAGGACAAACACAGAAAUACCUACAAAACGGAAGUAGAAAAGGAUGAAAUCUUUCAAACCUUGGAACAAAAUGAAUUCCUCAAAAAUAUUAUGGCCAAAAGCCAUAUCAAUGAAUUAAUCGAUUGCAUGUACAACAAGGAAUUACACGAAGGCGAAUACUUAUUGGAAGAGAACAAAAUCUACAGCCAGCUCUACAUUUUACGAAAAGGAACGUUUGAAGUCUUGGAAAAUGGAAAAUCUGAGGGAAAGUACAAUGACAGAAGAAUAUUUGGCGAAGUUGCCAUUCUGCAUUCUUCUAAGGCAUCUCAUAGCGUUAAGGCUCUUGAAAAGGGAGAAGUAUGGGUACUGGAUUCUUCCGACUUUAAACGGAUAACCAUCAAUGACUCUAUGGAAAAGCAAGACGAAAUAGUUAAGUUCCUGAAAAAUGUGCCUAGAAUAUGUGAAGCUAGUAACGACAAGCUGUACAGACUGGCCGAUUUAGUCACUGUUGAAAAAUACGAAGGAUCUAAGAUUUUAAUCAAAGAAGGCGAUGUCACGAAUAAAUUCUUCAUUAUUGCUGCCGGUUCUGCAACACUACUAUGCAGGCAUGGCGCUAAAAAGGACCGAAAAAUCUUCCGGGGUGAUUUUUUUGGUGAAGAAAUAUUUCUGAAAGAAGUAGCUAGUAUUUGUACUGUGAUAACUGACGCUGUAGGCAUUGAAUGUCUCGUGUUGUCUAGAGAAACAUUCCUAAAAUAUUUCAAUGACCUAGAAGAUUUUUUUUAUAAGAAACCAGAUGAAGAAUUAAACAUCCACUAUGUGGAACUGCAAAACCUGAAAAAGCUAAAGACUUUAGGUAGGGGUGGCUUUGGAAAAGUAGUACUGGUACAAGACAGACAGAACAAGGAGAAUUUAUAUGCCCUAAAGUAUUUGGCUAAGCAUGAGAUUGUGGGUAAAAGCCAGAGGGAUCAGGUUUAUAAUGAAAAACACCUUCAAAUACAAUGCGACAAUAACUUCAUAGUAAAACUCUAUCAAACCUUUAAAGACUCAAAAUAUAUUUAUUUCUUGCAAGAACCAUGCAUGGGAGGUGAUCUUUGGAAUCUCUUACGGCGUCAAAAAAAGAAAUGCUUCGAGAGUGACACCGCAAAAUUUUAUUCAGCCUGUGUAGUAGAAGCUUUCGGGUAUCUCCAUUCCAAAGACAUAGUUUACAGAGACCUUAAACCAGAAAACGUUAUGGUCUGUUCGAACGGUUACAUCAAACUGACUGACUUCGGUUUCGCCAAAAAGAUACCCAAUCAGGAUCACGCCGUGAGUUUUGUAGGCACAGCGGAGUACAUAUCGCCAGAAAUAAUCCUCAGUAAACCCCACGACAAAGGCGUAGACUACUGGGCUUUGGGGAUAUUUAUUUAUGAAAUGCUUGUAGGGUAUACGCCCUUCAAGAACAGCGAUCACAACGACGAAAAGACCUACAAAGCGAUACUUAAAGGGAUAGAUUUUGCGACGUUUCCUGCAAUUAUAUCGCCUAGGGCAAGAAACUUGAUCAAAAAACUUUGUAGGCCAUUAUCGAUAGAUCGGAUUGGUUGCCAGAAAAAUGGAGUAGAUGACAUAAGAAUUCAUCCCUGGUUUUCUAAGGUUGACUGGGAGAAAUUGGGGAACUUGGAGGUGGAACCUCCAAUUUUGAUAUGUUUGAAUGGCAAAAGUGAUACUAGAUAUUUCGAUUAUGUUAAGGAUAAAGACCAUGAAGUUGCUGUUGAUGAUUUCACGACGUGGGAUAAAGAUUUUUAAGUUAUUUUUGUACAGUAAUAAAUCAAAUAAGUUUAUAAA
This is a messenger RNA of Sitophilus oryzae (rice weevil), 2177 nucleotides long. Its product is annotated as cGMP-dependent protein kinase egl-4-like. The coding region runs from base 213 to 2138 and encodes 641 amino acids. The record is from RefSeq and is a predicted model, not a curated record. The transcript has 8 exons. Lineage: Eukaryota; Metazoa; Arthropoda; Insecta; Coleoptera; Curculionidae. Gene Ontology annotation, biological process: protein phosphorylation. Gene Ontology annotation, molecular function: ATP binding; cGMP-dependent protein kinase activity.